AUGGUCAGCAGCAGCAGCAGCAGCUGGUCGCGCCGGCGGACUCCGAUUUUACAGAAGUUAAAGGUCGAGUGGCGGUACACGGCAAUUUUUAGCAAGACUGCAAAACGCCAUUCGCUUAUCCUGACCGUACGACGAGUGUCAUGAACCCUAUAACUAAUCCCGACGUGGAGAAAUUCGGUUCGAACGACGCCGCAUCAGUCGCCGAGGCCCGCGACGGCCACAGAGAGCCGGAGCAGCCCGUCGGAGUGGGUCUGCGUUCGCAGGCUCAGACGGACGGAAGCGGCGCACUAGUGGGCGACGCGUUCGCCAUUUGCCAAGCCCUGGGCCUCUCCAGAAGCGAGCUCGUCAGCAUGUCGGUGCGUCAGCUGAACGUGCGCGUACGCACAGCCAAUCUCGGCGUCCACCAGACCCGCGCCGUCAAGCACCUACGGCGCAUGCUCAAGAACCGGGGCUACGCGGCGAUCUGCAGCUACGCUAAAUCUUAAAAAAGAAAGAAUAAUUAAAUUAUGGGGUUUUACGUGCCAAAACCACGAUCUGAUUAUGAGGCACGCCGUAGUGAGGGACUCGGGAAAUUGUGGACAACCUGGGGGUUCUUUAACGUGCACCUAAAUAUAAGUACA
This is a messenger RNA of Dermacentor andersoni, 620 nucleotides long. NCBI's taxonomy places the organism in Eukaryota, Metazoa, Arthropoda, Arachnida, Ixodida, Ixodidae. The record is from RefSeq and is a predicted model, not a curated record.